UUUAAGAGACAGACUCCAUUUUGUCAUUUCCUCUUUGACGCCGCUUUCUUUUGGUCGUCGCGUCGCUUGUGUUGUAUAUUUUUGAAAAAGUGCAACAAAAUGGGGGACAAUAAUUACGGAGGCGGUAUAGGGGGUGGUGGUUAUGGAGAUUACUCGCAACCGCCGCCAUCGACAGCAUACCCGAACGCGUAUCCCGCUCAAGCCACUGGAGGCGGCUAUCAGGCGCCAAAUACCGCCGCUGGUGCGGGCGCUUGGGGAGGCCAGAAUAGAGGCGGCGCUGGAGCCGGGGGCGGCGGAUACGGCGGCUCUGCUGGAGGAUAUGGUGGCUCUCAAGGCGGCGGCGGUGGAGGUUACGGUUCCUCGGGAGGCGGUGGCUAUGGCUCUUCCGGAGGCGGCUACGGUGGCGCCUCAGGUGGUGGCUAUGGAUCAUCGGGGGGCGGUAGUUACGGAAAUGGGGGCGGUAAUAGCUACGGAUCGGGGGGCGGUGGCGGCUACGGAGGUGGCGGCCGCGAUCGUGGAGGCGGUAAUGAUUACAAAUCCAGGGAUUUAGAUCGCAGAGACAGUUAUGGAGGCGGCAACAGGGGUGGUUUUAACAAAGGAGAUAGCGGUAAUCUUGUUAUCCAAGCCGAUACAGUUUUUGUAUCUGGAAUGAACACUGAAUUGACUGAAGAUGACAUUGAGCAACACUUUGGCGCCAUUGGCAUCAUCAAGAUGGACAAGAGGACGCAGAAAAGAAAAAUCUGGUUGUACAAGGACAAAGCGACUGGAGAAUCGAAGGGCGAGGCGACUGUGACGUACGACGAUGCAAACGCAGCCCAAUCCGCCAUCUCCUGGUUCGACGGCAAAGAAUUUCGAGGCAACACCAUCAAAGUGCAACUGGCCACCAAAAAAGACAACUGGAGCGGUGGUGGAGGCGGUGGAGGUGGCGGCGGCGGAGGCGCUGGAGAUAGAGGAAGCGGCGGCGGAGGCCGCGGAGGUUUCGGCGGCGGAGGCCGCGGUCGCGGAGGAGGAGGAGGCGGAUUCGGCGGCGGACGCGGACGCGACGGAGGUGGCGGCGGAGGCGGCGGCAGAGACCGCGAAGCUCGUGACGGCGACUGGAAGUGUCCGAACCCGGAUUGCAGCAACACCAACUUUGCUUGGCGCAACCAGUGUAACCGUUGCAAUGAAGACAAACCUGAAGGUGCAGGAGGCGGCGGCGGAGACGAUAGACGAGGCGGCGGCGGAGGCCGGGAUCGCGACGGAGGCAGUAGGGAUCGCCGCGGAGGCGGCGGUGGCGGAUUCAGAGGUGGAGACAGAGGAGGCCGCGGAGGAUUUGGAGGCGGUCGCGGAAGAGGCGGCGGCGGAGGAGGAGGGUUCGGCGGUGGAGGCCGCGGAGGCGGACGUGGUAGAGACGGCGGCGGUGGCGGCGGCCGUGACGGAGGCGGCGGAAGACACAGGCCGUAUUAAAUAUUAUAAGUAUUUAAGUACCAAAAUGCAUUUUAUAUUAUUUGUGAAUUUUAAAACUUAGAUUAAGAAUUUGACUGUAUUUUUUUGUACCUAGUACCUUAUGUUUAAUUAAUUAUGGAAUGAAUUAUGUAAUGGCCAUUCUUGGAUGUUGGCCUUUAUGAAAUAAAUUGUGAAAUAAUA
Brassicogethes aeneus is the source of this 1626-nucleotide messenger RNA. The record is from the annotation of a GenBank genome assembly. Lineage: Eukaryota; Metazoa; Arthropoda; Insecta; Coleoptera; Nitidulidae.